AUGAGGACCACUAUCUCCUUAAACCCAACCCAGCUCUCCCAACAGCGUUUUUCAAACCUUAAGUUCCUAUCCCUCGCCAACCCCAACCCCCGCGAAGCCAGGUGGUCUUCCUUGCUAAACCUCCUCUCCCACCUGUCCACGAUAACUCAUUUGUCCCUCGCAUUCUGGCCAAUCCCAACCGUAACCCCAAACUCUCUCACAGCGAGUGUGGGACAUCCAAAGUUCAAUUCCCUCUCCUUUGCUUACGGCGGGACAGACAUGUAUUCCGCCUUCGAAAACAACUGGGUCGAAGCCGCUGGUGUUCUUCGCAGGUUUUCUAAAACAACAUAUUGUCUCAAAUGGCUGGAUCUUGAAGGCUGCAGUGAUUGGAUCCCAGCUCUAAGCUGGAAUGGGAUUGAUUUGGAAGGAAAUUUCCAUGCUGCAGCGGGGCCGGAGUGGACUGGGGCGUGGAGAGGCCUUGAAUGGCUAGGUAUUGGCCCGGGAUGGUUUCCCGAUAUAUCUGACGUCGAAGGCUCCUAUCUUAUCUACGAAAGGGAUAAAACCCUGCUAAGAGAUAUUGAGACAGGGCGUCGUGACUCUUCCUCGCCUGGAAUUGCUGGAAUUGAAGACAAGAGGGCGCGGAUAAGGGAGAGAGACGAGUAUCGGAAGCUUAUUGAGCGUGCGGUUGAGGUGAAGAAGCAGGUGCAUGCGAUUAGGAGGGCAGGAGGCGGGAAGUGGCUAGAGAUUUCCCUCGGUUUGGAAAAUGAGGAUGAACUUAGGAUGCGAGUCACCACAGCUCCUGCAUAA
Molecule: messenger RNA, 786 nt
Organism: Histoplasma mississippiense
Lineage: Eukaryota; Fungi; Ascomycota; Eurotiomycetes; Onygenales; Ajellomycetaceae
Exons: 2
Coding region: 1-786 (261 amino acids)
Source: RefSeq, a predicted model, not a curated record